This is a messenger RNA of Neomonachus schauinslandi (Hawaiian monk seal), 2729 nucleotides long. RefSeq names its product heat shock factor binding protein 1 (gene HSBP1). Gene Ontology annotation, biological process: cellular heat acclimation. The coding region runs from base 54 to 284 and encodes 76 amino acids. Gene Ontology annotation, molecular function: transcription corepressor activity. The record is from RefSeq and is a predicted model, not a curated record. The transcript has 4 exons. Lineage: Eukaryota; Metazoa; Chordata; Mammalia; Carnivora; Phocidae. Gene Ontology annotation, cellular component: nucleus; cytosol.
ACGGAAGUGUAGGUGACGGUUGAGACUUCGCCGCCAAGCUGGGAACCGGGGAGAUGGCCGAGACUGACCCCAAGACCGUGCAGGAUCUCACCUCGGUGGUGCAGACACUCCUGCAACAGAUGCAAGAUAAAUUUCAGACCAUGUCCGACCAGAUCAUUGGAAGAAUUGAUGACAUGAGCAGUCGCAUUGACGACCUGGAGAAAAACAUUGCAGACCUCAUGACACAGGCUGGGGUGGAAGAGCUGGAGGGUGAAAACAAGAUCCCUGCCACACCAAAGAGUUGAAGGUGAGGGAGGUGACAGUCUCAGGAGCAGGUGGCUAAUUCCCCCCCUGAAGUCCGGAACACCACUUUCACAAGCUGAGAGAAGACCAAAUGGCUUUCUGAAGCGACUGCUGUGUGUAGACAGGUUUUCGACCCUAAAGUGUGCGUUCUUCUUACCACGUACUAUAUAGUCUGUAGAGUGAUUCUCCCCCCAGUCUCUUGAACAUGGAAACUCCACAUCUUGGACCUUGGUCAGUCGUGCUGUUAAAUAUUAAACACUAAAACUUCGGCGGUUCCUGCAUAAAACUGUCACCUUUUCUAGUGUAUUUUUGUGAAGUUGUUGUUUUCUAUCAUUCCUUUUGUAGUAGUUGCUGUUUGAUGAACGUUGCUAUGUAAUUUUUUAUUAGGCAUCCGGUAGACCUUGUGAAGGAAGUAGAUCUUGUGAAGGAAGACAUGUGGCAAGUUGAGGGUUCUUUAAUUCUCAGCACGGGGUGUUGAGCCAACACCAAAUAGCAUGUUUGGUGGUACAUUUCACAUGGGUAAACAACAUUUAAAAAUUGUUGAUUCGGAAAUCUCUGGCGCUACCCGGUUGUCAAAACUCAGCAUUGACCCGCAGCAUCCUGUGUUAAGUCUCUGAGGCCAGAGGCCGAAGCACUGACGAGUAAGCCCUGCCACUCCGCGUGCGAGAAUUGUUCGGUUCGCAAAGGGACUCAGCCGCCUAAGGUACCGAGGCGCUCAUUAGUUAGAGUUUUGCAUGAGAUUUGGAUACGUGAGUAGGCCCCUGUGCUGUUCAUCUACGAUCGUCACCAUAGAAAAUCUGGCAGGAUUUUACAGCCCAGUUCGCUGUCUUGUCUGGGAGCUACUGCUUUGGGAAAAGGAACAGAACAGGAAGACAGACCCAUGUGAAGUCCGUGCCGGUUGCUUGGCUAGAAAAUGAUAAAUGACUUGUAAUCGGCUCAAGUUUUUAAGACUGAUUUCUUUCAACUAUUUCUUACCUAAAUUCUUACAGAAUCACGGUUUUGUUAUUGAUUAUAGAAGAUAGGGAUAAUAAUACUCUUGCCACUCAAAAAAGCCGUGCCGGAGUGCUAAGUCCGGAGGCCGGGACUGACUGCGGGAGACCCAUGUGAUUGCCCCAGUGAAGGGACUUUGUCCACAGAAAAUGGGAAAAGUUGAGGAAGGGGACAGUGCUUCUUAGAAGGAAGCCCUGAAUGAGCGAACACAGUGUGAGUGUUUUGAAGUUUCCUCUAUCACCAGUCGUGUUUGUAUUGCAAAUAGGUAAUAUGAUGAAGAAAUCAUGUGUCCUAGUUAUAGGUGACGUAAGUAACACAAAGUAAGUUUCUUCUGAGAUAUGAGGAUUAAGCACUGUUAACCACCCUGCUGCAGAAACUUCUCUGGCAGGCCAGUAGGUCGCUGCCAGACGCCGCCCAGUAGAGGAACCCUGCAUGCAGGAGGCUCUCGAGCCAGCGAGGACCUGGCACGUGGCAGGGACACAGCCACUUGCUGUCCGGAUGUAGGUAGGAGUUGUCGUUAAGUAAGGGAAAGAUUUCAGAGGCAAGCUCCCCUGACCAGAAAUAUCUGCCAUGAAUAAAGGUGCCUGAAAUCCUGCUAUCGACGCGUCCUUUGUGUCCACGAUGAUUUGGUUUUCCACGUUUUCGGAUUUAAAUGGACACACCAUUUUAGAUGAUGGGCUAAAACCUCUGGAAGGAUUAGGUCCACAGAGCCGGAGGCUGCGUGUGGGAAGGGGGGGCCAGGGAGCACCAGAGCCAGGGGCAGACUGCCCUCUGAGGAGAGCUGGGCUUACCCACAUCCCUGAGGCAGGCCUUUUCCAAGUACAUUGCCCAGGACACUUGUCCUUGGAGAAACACUAGCAAAGAAGGGUUUAUGGUCACUUGGGUUUAGCAAACUUGCCUCCUACUAGAUUCACUUCAUGAAAAUUCACAGUGCAAAUUAGCAUAUUAAAGGCUCCGAGGUCCCAGAGCAGAGUAAUGUGAUUUAACUUUCUCACCUGCCAGUUUCCAAGUUAUUUGACCAAGGAUCUUUUUUUACACUUAGCACCUAAUUAACAUUUCAUUGAACUAGCGUGCUGUAAAAUACACAGGGGGAGAUAGCAGUUAAAGUAAUCCAAUAAAUAGCUUUGGAUUCAGUUUAUAACUGCCUGCCUUGCCAAGUACUCGACCUGUUGGCCAAGCCUCCGGGCAAAGCCUUAUUUAGCCUGAUAUAAAAUAGCUUUGGGACCCUGGUGAAGCCGUCACAUUUGUACGAAAUGAUGGCUUUUCCUCACCGUGGAAGCGAGAACCUCAGAUGCCUGCUCAGCCCCGUCACCCCACGCACCCCUGGGAGCAGGUGCUUGCUGCCACAGCCCCCUGGCUUGUCUCCGCCUUGGGGCCACGGCCCGGGGCCACGCCUGGGGCCAUGGGCCCCUCCUUGCGCUGCUUCCUUUGUGGCUGACACCCCCUCCUGCGGGCUU